Messenger RNA from Drosophila serrata, 6085 nucleotides. It is a transcript of the gene Gapvd1, whose product is annotated as GTPase activating protein and VPS9 domains 1. Gene Ontology annotation, cellular component: cytosol; endocytic vesicle. Gene Ontology annotation, molecular function: guanyl-nucleotide exchange factor activity; small GTPase binding. Lineage: Eukaryota; Metazoa; Arthropoda; Insecta; Diptera; Drosophilidae. Gene Ontology annotation, biological process: vesicle-mediated transport; regulation of GTPase activity. The record is from RefSeq and is a predicted model, not a curated record.
CCGGCACAAAUAUACUAAUUAAGUACGCGACUCGCGACCAGCACGUAUUUGUUGUUCCUUUUUUAUCCUCCUCCUCCCCUUCUCCCGUAACAAAAACAAAGACGCGUAUUUUUUAUUGUUGCCCCAGGCAGGUUAAGCGGCUUCACCAUGGAGCCCCCAGCGGCUGGUAAUCUGCUGGAGAUCAUGGAUCUUGCACGCACCCUACGCCAGGAGCAGCUCUUCAUACAGCAGGAACAGGCUACCUUUGCCCAGCUGACCUCGGCCUUGGAGACGAAUGCGGGGACCAUUACCAAGUUGGCCUUUGUUUGUGCCCAGCAGCGGCAGAUCCUUAACGAAAUGCUGCUAGCUCGCACGGAUCAGGAUCCUUUGCUAUCCUGCAGAAGAGCAAGUGCCUACGACAGUGCCCAGUUUGUGGAUGCCAAGCAGCUGCUGCCGUAUGAACACGCCUUGGCCUAUGAGGAUUUGUUUAAUUACCUGUACAACACACCAUAUUUGCUGGCUCUUUCCCUGGCCACUGCGGACCGGCUGUCCCUGUUAUCCGCUAGUGCUCUUGGCCAAAUUAUCAACACAAUUGCCACGGGCCUGUAUGGCAAUGCGAUCAACACCAAGGAUGUGGAGUUGCUGCUAAAACUGCUGCGGGAACUGAUUGAAGUGCAGCUGCUGAACAGCGAGCAGCCUCGAAGAUUGCUGAGAACCAAUAGCAGCUCCUUUGCCCGCCUGUAUCAGCGGCUGGUGGAGAGUCUCUUUUCGGCCAGGAUAUUCUUAACAGCCGCUCUCCAUGCGCCGCUAAUGAGCGUUCUUAGUGAGCAUGAAAUCUGGCUGGAUCUGGAUCCCCACAAGUUGAUGCAGACAUUUACGCCGCGCGAACGUGAGAAACGUUUUGGCCCGGAAGGUGACGAGAACAAGGAGGAGUACCAGCGUAAUGUUGCUCGAUUUCAUGCGGAAACUCUAGGCAAACUCCACUCACAUGUCCAGGUAUUUGUAAAGAGUCUACAGCAAAGUUGGGCCCUCUUUCCCAGCUCCCUGAGAUGGCUGCUGCAAACGUUGAGUCAGCAAUUGAGGCAAUCGUUAACCCACGAGGAACAGGAUAUCCGCCAUCUGCUCACAGACCUGGUUUUUACACACUUCAUUUCGCCAGCGAUUGCCAGUGCCGAUCUCCUGGGCAUCAUCGAUGUGAAUGUCAGCGAACGGAUGCGGCAUAAUCUCAACCAGAUAGUCCGCUUGCUUCAACGCCUGGCAUUGAACGACGAGGACAGCGAACUGGUGCAGCUGAUGGAUCUUCUGAUGCUGGGACAAACCGGUGAGGAUGUGGUGGCCAUAUUACCGCAGCAAAGUGACUUUGAGCGCUCCCAGCUGGCCAUCAAUCAAAGGGAACUGGGACAGUUUGUGGAGUUCUUUCGGCUACUGAUUUCCCGCGAGGAAUACGAUAUAUCUGCAGAGGAGAGGCAGCGACUGCAUAGGAUUCUCAGCAGGAUACCCAAGCAACCGCAACAGCAGCAACCGGAAGUUGUCCCCGAGAUGUCGCGCGACAGUCCCGAUAAGGGUAAAAAGGGCAGCAGCAGCAGCAACAACCUGAUGAGGCUGGGCAAAGCCACCAAAAAGAAGCUGGCCAAGGGCAUGAGCUUUAGCAGUAAUCAUAACACCGUGCAAGUGGAACCGCCCUUAACCAACGGCCAAGCCAUCACCGCCAGUGCCACAGCGACAGCGAAUGGAGGAGGAGGAGGAGUAGGCAGCGGUGGAGCCGAUCUCGAGCAUAGCAACUCCUCGCACAGUGGCAGCAAUACCAGCCUGAGUUCCUGCGGCGCCACCAUACCGAUUCCAGCAGCUAAUGAACCGCCCCUUGCCCUCGAUGAGACGAGAUCAUCGGGCUCCGAUCCUGUGCUGCUCUUCAGUCUCUAUAAUGCCGGUGCCAAAUCCAAGCUAAAACCCCUCACGGAAGAGGAAGUCUUAAAGAUGAACUGCAUAGGGCAGGAUGGUAGCAAUCUCCUGCCAGCAGUGGUCACACACACGGCUCCCCUGGCGCCGUCAUCGAACAACGAUGAUGUUAGCAGUUUGGAGGCAAUGAGAAGGCCUCAGGAUGAUGCAUCCAUAGGAAAUUCGGAUAAUUUAGAGGCAAUCAGCGAGGCGGCCCAUUCGGUGGCCAGUUCCCUGGACCUGGAGGAGCAACAGGAGCGAGAUGUCCAUGAGAAUGAGGAUAAUCUAUCCGAUAUGGUCUCGGCAAACGUUUCUGGCCGUGGAACGCCCAAUAUUAGUGGCCGGGACACACCCUCCUCCCAGGUAACGGAUGGUGGAGAUGGCACUGGCGGUGAUCAUUUGGCCCAUCAUCAUCACCAUGGCGUCCACUCAAGAGCGGCAGCCAAUAAUCCCCAAAUGCAAAAGAUGCUACUCUCCAAGGCUCGAUCCGAUAUCGAUGAUAAGUUCUGCAAGUUUGAACUGAAAAAGUUCGAGGGUGAUGAGAAUGUGAGCAUCAUUUCGGACACUUGGUCUACGGAUGUGCUAGCCUCGGAUUCGGAGAACACACUGGAUGCCACUGGGAGUGAGCGUGGAGGCGCUGGUGAUAGGGACAACAACAGGAACUUUUCCACACCACUGAUACCCUCCGCUGUUGUGCUGCCAGGUGAUAAUAACUUUGUGGUUCAAGCUCUGGCCAGAGCGGGAGCCGGAGUGGGAGUCGGUGGUGUAGUCGUCGUCGGUGGUGGCGCCGGUGGCCCCCAAUUGGAUGCCUCCGAUCAGCGUUCGGAGAGCAAUUGGAGCACCGAUGUCUUGGCCAGUGAUUCGGAGAAGUUGGCCGAAAUAGAUACCGAUGACAAUGUUUCCAUAACGGCCAAAUCGGAUACAACAGCACCGCAGGCUGCCGUGCUCUUGGAUGACGAGGAUGAGGAUGAGGAUGAGCAGACACCCGGCAGCAGUGGCGAUGGAGAGCCCCACGAUCCGGAUCCAGAUCGGGGGAAUGGCAGCGAACGGAGUCAAGAGGAUUCGGCUUUCUUUGAUGCCGUCAACUCAUACGACGAUGCCAAUCUCUAUAUGGGCGCCUCAUCCCUGGCCAGGAGUUCGGUGCGUACCAGUUACCAUGUGAUGGGUGGCGAGAGUAGCUUCCAGCAGCAGUACAAGUGCAGUGGAGCGGAUUCCAGUGGCCGCAAGACCACACCCUUGAUGGGCACAUCAUGCAUGCGUCGCCAGACAUCGGCGGAGAGUAGUAUCAGCAAUCAGAGCCUGAAUCUGGAGGAACCACCGCCGCCGCCGAUGGGCAAGCAUCAUCAUCAUCAUCAUCGGGAUAGAGAACGAGAGCAUCACCAUCGAGAGCAUCAUCAUCAUUACCGGGAAAGGGAGAGAGAGCGAGAGAGGUCGGCUCUGAAGAAGAAAAAGCACCAGCAGGAGAAGGAGAAAGAGAAGCAUCGGGAUCUUAUCGAUUUCAGUGAUUGCAGCGAGGAUAAAGAAGAGCUGGAGAGGAAUAGAGAACUGGAGCAGCCGCCGGGACUGGUGCAGCAGCUCUUGGAUAUGUUCAAUCAGGAUGAACAGGCAGGAGGCGGAGGUGGAGCCUCGCCCAAUGUCGAACAUCGUCGCAUUUCCAUCGAGCAGCGUUCGGCCAUCAUUGAUGGCAGAAGGAAUGGCAUCCUGGCGGGGAGUAUGCGGCGUCACCAGAGCCUAAACUAUGAGAACCAUGAGAUCAUGCUUAAUUCCAUGUUGCCCAAAACCGAUGAUGACAAACAGGAGAUGCUCCUCUGUGUGCAAACGCAGCAAUUGCAGCUAGAGGAGAGAGCUGGAGGCUCCGUAGCAGAUGUUGUCCUACGAUCCGCUGAGGCGGAAGAUGCAGCAGCUGGAGUUGGAGUUGGAGCCGCUGGCUUGAAGCCACCGAACAAGGCCACCGGAGCCAUACCAAAGAGCAUUAGCUUCGAUGCCAGUGCCGAUAAGGAGAAGCAGCCCUAUCAUCGGGACAGGGAAAGAGAUCGGGAAAGGGACCGAGACAGGGAGCGGGAACGUGACCGGGAGAGGGAGAGAGAGAGGGAUCGUGAGCGAGAUCGGGAUAGAGAGCAUCAUCCGCACAGUGCUGGCAUUUUCAACAAACUCAAGCAGGGCAUCUUCAAGAAUCGUCGUGGAACCAGCGCCAGUGCCAAGAAUCAAAGCCACUCCAGCAACCCGGCCGCCUCCACAUCCCCAUCUUCGUCUGCUGCCACUGCCCAAGCGGAUCAUCGAAGCGUUAGCUUUGAUCCCAAUGCCGGAUGCGUGAACCACCACUUUGGCAACCACUACUGUGAUACAAGCGAGGACAUCCUGGCCAAAUACCGUCGCAAGGUGAGCAGCUCCAGUGAGGCCACCAACUCCGAUUCCAUGGGCAAUAAUAAUGGACAUGGCGUGCGUCUAGGAGGCAGUGCUGCAGCCGAAUCAUCGGGCGAUCUGCACAAGCACAUGAAUGGUGGCAUACAUCUUCCCGGCGUGGCCUUUGGCAGUGUGAAGCAGAAGCUUCGAACGGUAUUAUCCCGGACAGAUCUGCAUAGCGGUGACUUCCGGCAAACUUCCAGCUCUACCACGACCACAACAACGAUGGCUACCCCAUUGCAGAUCUAUCUGCAAAUCCAGUUGGCGCAAUGCAUCAGCAUGCAGCGGCUGCCGCAAAUAUCGCAUGUGGCCGAGGCAUUGCGCUGCUUGGCACAACUGGAGCGGCCACAGCAUGGUCAGCUGCUGUCGGAGUUGCAGCGUGAUCUGGAGCGGCGACAGAGCUACCUGCAGUACCUGAUGCGGCAUCGACAACAACUGCUGCUCCGGACAGAGCAACUGGAACAGCUAGAGGCACGGCUAAGUGGAGAGGCACGCAGCUGUCAACGUUGUUUGCUCCAGGCACUGGUGCGCAUGUAUCUGGCCUGGGCCCGGCAGCAGACGAAGCUGGAGGAGUUCCAAGCGGAAUUCGCCCAGCUGCGAGCCAGCGAUGAGCGGGUUGAGUUAACCGAGGAAUUUGUGGACUCCCUGCUGCAGGAACUGCGCACUAGUGCAGAUCUCCAGGAUGACUGGCAGCUGGAUGCGGCACGUGUGGCCAUCGAACGAAUGCUACUCGAGCAAAUGUACGAGCAGGUCAUGUUCCCCAACGAGGAUGCGGAUGUGUCGCGUGACGAGGUGCUUUCGGCUCACAUUGGCAAGCUCCAGAGAUUCGUACAUCCGGCUCAUCCAUCGCUGUGCAUUGCCCAGGAGUAUUUGGGCGAGGCACCGUGGACAUUUGCCCAACAGCAGCUUAGCCACAUGGCUGCCUACAAGACGCCGCGUGAGAAGCUGCAAUGCAUCAUCAACUGCAUUUCGAGCAUUAUGAGCCUGCUGCGCAUGUCCAGUGGUCGUGUGCCCGCUGCUGAUGAUCUUCUGCCCGUGCUUAUCUAUGUUGUAAUAAUGGCCAAUCCCCCCUACCUAUUGUCCACGGUGGAGUACAUUAGCUGUUUCCUCAGCAAGAAGCUUGUGGGUGAGGAUGAGUUCUACUGGACACUCUUUGGAUCUGUGGUGAAGUUUAUCAAGACAAUGGACUAUCUUGAUUAACAAUGGUGAUUUGUCAACGAUCAAUCCUCCAACGAUAUUUGUUUUGUAGUCAUUAGGUGGAUGUAUUUAUGUAUUUUGUAGAAUUGUUUACACUCCUCUUCCCUCCCCUAAAAAAUCUUUGUCUGAUAUUUUUUUUUUUGUACAAACAAAAAAACAACCUUGUGAGAACCCUUAAGCUAAGCUGAUGAGAGAUAGAAUCCAAUUGAUCAAAGCUAUUAAUAGCAAUUAAAUCGUGUUAAAUCGAAAAGAGGGACAAACAAAAAAUGCCAAGAAUGCUGAAGAGAGUUAUAUGUAGUUUUAGGAGAACAUUUUUCCAUGUUCAUAUGCUGUAUGCUAAAAGGCCUCGCCUGAUGGCUACCAUAAACCCAUCAUGAUGACAUAUAGUGAACGUAAUUGUGUAUUCUUAUGUGUAUAUUACCAACAAUAACUAGAGAGCAUAUUCUUCUAUUUAUAUAUAUUUACAUGCAUGUUUAUCAUCGGUCUAGCCUCUGUCAUAAUAAGUAUGUUUCGGAUACACGAACUGCAACUUAAUAUUCCUUAUUGUGUAACACAAAAUAAACAAAAUUAA